AUGACGGCGACAUUGAAGUUUCAGCACACAAGACAGUCGUUCAGGUUGUUUAUUUUGUUACUUAUUUUGGUACUGUACACAUGUGUUUGUGCCGUCGUCUUUAACUCUCUUGAAGUAGCUAACGACAAACUUCAGUACGAGAUAUAUCAAGGAAAGAAAAAGCACUACAAACAGAAGUAUAACAUGAGCGAAGAAGAUUUCAUUGAGUUUAUCACCGACGCUAAUGUUCUUGUCAAGCGUGGAUAUGCUAAAAGCUACAAAAAUUACUGGAAUUUUUAUCACGCGUUUUGGUUCACGACUACGGUGGUAACUACCAUGGGUAAGUAUUAUGUAUUGCGAAUAACAUUUAUUAAAUAGACUGUCACUGUCAAAAGGAAGGUUGAAGGCUAGGAGAGAUAACAGAAAGGAGAGGAUGUUUGGAUCGGCUAAAGUCUUGACAGAUUUUUAUUUUUCGUUUCGUCAAAGUCAGACUUAAUAUUUUGAAGCACUUUCCCACACUGUGCGUCUAGUUUUGCUGUAUCUUAUGCGUACACCGCAAGGGAAACGAGGUUUUCCCUAUAUUCCUCAGAGAUUUUACUGCUAUUACUGUUUUCAUAACAAUUUGGCAAACGUACGAGAAAAAGUGUUCAUCUGCCUUCGUAGAAAUAUCAAACAAAGAAGUGGCAACGUCGGCAGCCAAAAGCUAUUCGAGGGGUUCGCGAGGUCGAAAACCUUUCGUUAAACAGCUAACACGCUGGUUUUUAGCGCAAAGUGAAUAAACACAUUUUAUAAUGAUAUUAUGCAAUUUAAAACGAUGCUUCUUCGACUGUUAGGUGCCGAUACAGCUUAAUCCAUCAAAUAUUACAAUUGCAACUUGGAGUUUGUAAUGAUCGAAAACCAGUUAUUAGCUUUUCCUUCAUGGCUAAAAAACUGACCGUAAAACAAACAGAUUGUUAUGAACACGCUUUGACAUUAUAAGUGAUUUUGUGAAAAUCACAAGAUAACAGUCUCGAUUCUUUACUUUUAGCGGCUUCUUCAGUGAAUGAAUCGGUUUACUUUGAAGUGAGUUUGACACAAUUGAUUGCUGUCCAUUUUCUGUUGCCAGAGCUUCACUAUUCUUUUCAGCAUUUCGGUUACACCCAGUUCUAAGAAACAUCACCAUUUGAAUUACAAAAGUUUCACAUUUCCAGAAGCUCAUAUAUUCACAUAUGAAUCGCACAUGUUUCGAUGAAAGAUAUAACAAAAUAUUAAUUGCCGAUCAAUUUUUCAUCCGUUCUUUGUUUUUGUUUUUUUUCUUUAACCUCAGGCGAAAUAAUAAAUGCUGUCGCAUUUUCAGAUCGUUUCAUCGGAUAAAACCUUCCCAGGUUUACAUUAGACUUAAAAUUACCUAAUGAACGAUUUAAACUUAAAGUUUGACCGAUUCGAAAGAUCUGUCUUCACAACACACUUAAUUCGAUACACGAACGAAUGAAAGGCACAACCAAAAUUUGGCACUUUGCUGCUUGUCAUAAUUUUGAAUAUUGUUAAAGUUAUAUUUUUUCUUGUUUAAACUUAUUUACCUUUAUCUAUGGUUCAUUAUCAUCGCUGCCGACCCAUAUCACCAUAAAUGGCUGCAGACAAUCCUUAAUCAAUUACACAAACUUUAUUUAGUCAUUCCUCUGGUGGGUCAUCGCUCGAGCAGAGAGAUUCUACACUUGGAAAAUUCCCAUCACCCGUCAUGAGCUUCAGGAAACAAAGAAAGAGUGCUAAGGACUGGCGAGAAUUCAUUUUUUUGUUGUUGUUAAUCUUGCCACGAGUUAAAUAGAUUAUACGUUUUUGCGCUCCUUUCACAUAUAGAGAAAGUUGCAUUUAUUUCAUACGCACUGAGAUUCACGCCGUGAAUUGGACGAGCGAUGUCUUUCAGUUUCACAGUCGUUCGCUUCCAAUCUUUGAAAUUUGUCGGUCAUUAGGAAAAAAUUCUCAGUGUUUAUGAAAUAUAAACAUCAUACUAUGGAAAGCGCGCACGAACGAUUUUAAUUCACUAAAAAAUCUCCCUCGUUCGCUGCGCUUACCAGUUCGUUUUUUUUGAUGCAUCGCAACUCGAUCGUGAAUAAAAACCUCUAUAUCAUCGAGGGUUGAAAGAUUGCUCGUUGCACAUGCAAUAGAUAACGCAAAACACAAUAACGCCGAAGAGUUAUCUCUUUCUUCAGCAUGAGCUAGGAAACGCCAAGAUACUUUCCUUCUAUUGUCAGAAAUUGUGACCUUUUGAAUGAUGUCGCACUCGAGUCAAGUACUUAUUUUUGGGAAAGCCUUAGAUCAAGUUACGUCGCUUUGCUCUUAGUGUUCGAUACUAUAGUUGGCAACGGAUACAACUGGCAUCUCCUCUCUUUUGUUGAAACAAAAGACUGCUAAGCUUUUUCCGUCCACACAAUUUGCGACGCUUUGCUCUAAGUGCUCGUCACUACAGUUGGCGACGGAUCGAACGGGCAUUUUUCUUUUCGUUGAAACACGAGAUUGCUAAGCUUUUUCCCUCCACCCAAUUUGCGACGAAAAUACCUCUGGCAAGUGCUACCCUCAAAGAAAACCCAAACAUAACUAAACGCUGAAGGCUACGCGAACCACCGACCAAUUAGAUUCAAAACUAUAAAAACAAGCCCGACUUGCUCAUACACGUUUGUUGUUUGAACUUUUGAGACAAUUUCGGCGAGCUCUCAUAAAAUUUCGUAUUGAAUGCUUUUUAUUUAAUUUACAGCUUUUCAGCUACUUGUAAUUGAAAAAAAAAUUGGAGAUGUUUGAGAAAAGGGGAGGAACGAGAGGCUUUUAGAGUUUAACUGAAACCAAGGUGUUUGUUUUUGUGAGUGCACGUAUAGUCAAACUUGUAUUUAGCGAUCACCCAGGGGCGUGGCGGGGUGACCGCUUGGUUGACCGCUUAAUACAAGAUAGGAGUCAGACGCGUUAAAAAAAAAAACAACGACAACAAGAGCAACAAAAACAAAAACAAAAAACAAACUAAAAAACAAGCCAAAAAUAGACCCCUAUUUUCUCCCAACAGUCCCCAAAAAAAGAUUAUCUGCAAUGCGUUGAGGACAUUUCAACUCAAAGUCACAGUAACAUUGAUUUCAGGAGAUAAAAUGGAAUAAAUUGACUUGAGAAAUUAUCUUAAGUUUUAUUAAAGUGGAUCGGCCUUAGUGACCGUUCAAUACAGGUGGAGGAUAUUACAAACAGGACGUUGGGACUCAGUCAAAGGUGACCACGACCGCUUUAUAGAGGUGAAAAUUAUAGUACUUAAGGGAAAAAUUACGAGACUCUGUCAAUCGACCGCUUAAUACAGGGUGACUGCUUCAUACGGGUUCCACUGAAAUGUCUUCCAUGUCCUCGUCUCUGUUCCAUGUCCCCAGCACAAAAGCAACAAAGUGCUUGAUCAAUAGUCUGAUUCGAUUUUUGAAUUUAUAACAGCACGAUAAGAAAAUCGGUUCAAGUUGCGGGUUGAAUGUCACUGCAAUAUCAGGGCGAAAAUUUCGAACACAUAAAUGAUGCAUUGAAAUCUUCACGCGCAAACUACAAUCAACGAAGAUAGCGCUACUGUCUGGCUGUAUCACAACCACUCAUUGUAAGUCCUUCGCCGAUUCGCAAAGUUAUCGCAAGAAAUAUUAUUGGGUAAGAACCAAUCACAACAUAGCACUUCUAUCUAGCCUCAACAACUUAAACAACUUCUAUAUAGGAAACCGAUCAGUUUUCGUUUUCUUCCUUACAUAUCUUUUUCCUUGUUUACAGGUUUUGGACAUAUUGUUCCUCUUACAUUUGGUGGCCGGCUUUUUUGCAUAUUCUGUGCCUUGCUUGGGAUUCCUCUAAAUCUGGUCGUGCUUAAGACAGUCGGUGAACGAAUUAAUCAAUACAUCUACAACACUAUAAAACAUGUCGAGAAAAAAUACCGCAAACGGAGGCACCCCUCCCAUGUGGGGAUCAAAGCUGCGGUGGUUUCGUUCCUAAUGAUGGUAGCAGUCCUUCUUGUGGGUGGAGCUUCUGACAUGAUCUUUGACGGUUGGACAUUUUUUGAUGGGGUUUAUUUCAAUUUCAUCGCCUACAGCACAAUUGGGUUUGGUGAUCUUUUUCCUCGGGUGGAGGAGUCGUCGAAACUGGACAAACUUGGUCUGGGUGAAAACGGCAAGCGUUUGUUUGCUUCUUUUGUAAUGAUGACAUUUACGAUCUUGGGAUUAUCAGUGACUUCAACUGUCAUUUGCUCAAUCUUGAACGCGAUUGACGAAAUGUCACACGUGCCCGCGACCUGGAGGACUAAAUCUACAGACUCCAAUAAGGAUCCUGGCUCAGUCAAGUUAAGAAGCUUAAAUAAGAAAAUAAGCAAAGAGAAGAUGGAGAUAGAUAAACAAGAACUGAACGAAAAGAGCGACAAAGAUCUACCACAUGAACAAUCUGGUGAAGUAAGCCACUUUCCAAAGAGUUUUUGUUGA
Molecule: messenger RNA, 4427 nt
Organism: Pocillopora meandrina
Lineage: Eukaryota; Metazoa; Cnidaria; Anthozoa; Scleractinia; Pocilloporidae
Source: the annotation of a GenBank genome assembly